GGGCUGCAGCCUGUGAAGUGGGAGGGCAGAAACUUCCAGAAGCGGACUGGGCGGCGUGCAAACUGCCGGAAGCUCUUUUGUUUUAAUGUUAGCUAAAUAGCUAACCGAAAUACUCACAGGAUCUAAUAUACGUGUGUGAAUAAAUUCAGUGUUGUGCGUUUUGAUUUAAAAAAAAAAAAGAUAAAAUAAUUUUUGGUGUGGACCGAAGUGUGAGAAGGAACACAAGGCUGGAAAAAUGGACGAGUGUGUGACAGUGGUCACCAACCCCGUGGUGUCUGUGCGUGUGACCAGCACCCUCAGCUCCUUCGAGGUGAACCGGAGAUUUAACCGAGGGAUCACCAUCGCAGAGUUCAAGAGCAAGCUGGAGCUCGUCAUCGGCUGCCCUGCGGCCUCUAUGGACCUUCAGUUGUUCAGCUCUUCAGACAAGUUCUUGCAGAACCUUGAUGAUAAUGAGGCUCUUUUAGGUUCCUACCCUGUAGAUGACGACUGCAGAAUACACGUGAUUGACCGCAGUGGUUCUCUGACUGGAGCGUUCAGUGAUUUGUCCAAGGUGGAGAAAUAUGAGAUUCCUGAAGAUGCAUAUGAGAAGAGAGCAGACUCGAUGCGAAACUUCAAAAGGAACAUGAAGAUAGGACGCUUCAACGAAGACAACAUGGCUAAACGUGAAGAGGCGCACUCACAGAAAGAAGAAGAGGAGAAAGCUGCAUUAGCCUUGAUCACAGUUGGCAAGCGGUGUCAAGUUCAAGUUGCUGGUCAGCCAACAAAGAUUGGUACAGUUAUGUUUGUGGGUACAGCAGACUUCAAACCAGGCUACUGGGUGGGUGUGAAAUAUGAUGAGCCACUUGGGAAAAAUGAUGGCAGUGUGAAUGGCAAGCGGUACUUUGAGUGUGAGCCAAAGUACGGUGCAUUCGUGAAGCCUCUGUCCGUGACUGUGGGAGACUUUCCAGAGGAGGACUACGGUCUGGAUGAGAUGUAGGCUCCACCUGGCAUGGUAUCACAAGGUAUCAGGCGGGGGAAAAACAUCUGGAAGGACAAAGCAGGACUCGAGUCAGUCCACUGUCAUAGCCCUUGAUUACAAGGGUUUUUCCUGUUGUUAUAGCUAAUCAUAUUUUAGUUUCAUGCUUGUAUUGAAGAAACCUAAAAGGUGGCCUUUACACAACACUGUUAGUGGACAUUUAACAGCAUCUGCUUGCAAUUAAACAAUAACAUUUUUAAUUACAUCUCUGUGGCCACUGGCAUUGCUUAGCUCAUAAUGUGAGGACAGGAGUAGACGCCAAAUUAGCUGUCUCGCAUAUCAGCUGAGACAGAAUUAACAGAUUUUUUUGGUUUUUUUUGCCAAGCAUUUUGCUGCGUUUUGAUUGCGAAUAUUUCACAUUUUGUUUUCUCACCGAACUUCAGUGUGUUUUUCUCCAUCUCUUCAUAGCUGCUUUUAAUGAAUGAUAAAAUGUGUAAGAAGAGAUAGCAUAACAUAAUUAUUUGGGAUGUUGAACUUUUAUUUUCACUAAUAUGUAUAAUAUGUAUAAAUGUUUUUGGAAACUAA
This is a messenger RNA of Pangasianodon hypophthalmus (striped catfish), 1540 nucleotides long. It is a transcript of the gene tbcb, whose product is annotated as tubulin folding cofactor B. Gene Ontology annotation, biological process: cytoplasmic microtubule organization; tubulin complex assembly; post-chaperonin tubulin folding pathway. The transcript is spliced from 7 exons. Gene Ontology annotation, molecular function: alpha-tubulin binding; microtubule plus-end binding. The record is from RefSeq and is a predicted model, not a curated record. The coding region runs from base 236 to 976 and encodes 246 amino acids. Gene Ontology annotation, cellular component: cytoplasm; microtubule plus-end; nucleus. NCBI's taxonomy places the organism in Eukaryota, Metazoa, Chordata, Actinopteri, Siluriformes, Pangasiidae.